This is a messenger RNA of Ceraceosorus bombacis, 2531 nucleotides long. NCBI's taxonomy places the organism in Eukaryota, Fungi, Basidiomycota, Exobasidiomycetes, Ceraceosorales, Ceraceosoraceae. The record is from the annotation of a GenBank genome assembly.
AUGGAGGGCUCGGACACGGGAAAUGAUAGGGCUAGGGGUCAAUCCUCUCUUGGCACUGCCCACUCCAUUGAAACAUCGAUGGCACCCGCAUCCGCAUUUGCGCAACCUGCCUCAGCGGAUGAGAGGGUCGUUUCUGAAACUGCGCUUGAUCCCGUCGCAAUAGCGCCGACAGACGACUCCCCGAUUUCCGGGUCGACAGCAAACGCGAACGCAAGUUCUGGCCAUCCAAAGGGGGUCGACGAGAGCAUGCCCGGAUGCAUACAGGGUCUACAAAAAUGCCGCAUGGGCUUAGAGGAAUGGUCAGAUCAUCUGGAGAGGAAGGAGAUUCAAAGGCGUCAGCGUAGGAGGAGGGCGAGGAGAGGCAGCUUCGAGACCGGCUCCGUUUCAGACCUGGAACAAGGAAGGCUUCGUGAUCAAGCUAGGAGUGUCACUGUCGAAGGCUCAAAUCCUGUUCAGCAAGAAGCGCCAAAUACCGGCAAGGCCACACUGCCGAGUGAGCCAGGAUAUGGAAGGACGGAUCACAUCGUUGUGAGGAAGGGCAUGGUACCUAUGGUCUUCAUCAUCAUUGCUUGGGUCUACCUUGGUGAGCAGUUCAAGCUUCAACGCGUUCCACUUGGCUGCUGACAUGUUUAAAAAUUCUGCUUGCUCGCUCACAGUACACGUCUGGAGGCUGUGCGCUCCAGCCAUUCGUCAGACCGAUCAAGCAUUGACAAGUCGAGCUACAGGAGGUGCGUUGCUCGCGCUGCAGGUCAUGCGCACGGCGGUCUGACCACUGGAUCCGACCUUGUGUCUUUCUAAUCCAGGCGGCUUGCUUGCGGCACAGACGAUUCUCAUGCUAAUGAGUGAGUCGAAUGAUCGUCUUGUGCAAGGCUUCCCCUCGUCUCACUUAGUCUGACACUUUACCGCCCCUCAUCUCCCCCUGCAGCACUGUGGACUUACCUCAAAGCGAUGCUCACACCGCCAGGCUACGUGAGAGAUCAUGUAGGUGUCUCGGACUGUCCUCCACCCGCCGCAGACGAGUAUUACUACGAUGCCCCGUGGGUGCCAACGCCCCAACCAGCGACCUAUGGAGCGGAGCGAGCGGCAACAAAUCCAUCUGGCGAUGACGACCCACACGACGGAGGUGCUUCUGCGCCCGGCGAAGAGGACAUACCAGUCGAUCCUAGCUUGCCCGCCAUUGUGGGUCCGAUGGCGGCGAGCGCUAUCGCAGCCUCGCGCAUAGAAGACCCAACAAUGACAAAGCUCGAACAUCCUGUUUCGCCACGCAAUGCGCCAGUAGCACAAGCUCCAGCCGGCAAUUCUUCGACGCUCCCACCUACAGGGCUGAUUCCCCGGCCUGUACGCAUGCCACCGGCAAGGCCCAUUCUUGCGCCUGUCAAUCGCUAUUGCCAUAGGUGUUGCAGGGUCAGGCCACCCAGAGCUCAUCAUUGCAGGAGGUGCGGAACAUGCGUGCUGAAGAUGGACCAUCAUUGUCCUUGGGUUGGAGGCUGCGGUGAGUGUCGGGUCUACGCAACGAGGUCUGCGGUGCCGUGAUGCAUUCGCAGACGGCUGAAAGGGUGCACGCCUUGCCCUGCGAUCAUUUGCAGUGGGCGCAAGAAACAUCAAAUUCUUUUACAGUGAGCACGCCCAGCACAAGGAGGUGACAUCGUGCCGUCAAAGGGCAAUCUGACUCCACAUUCUGUCCUCUCUUGCGGCAGACUUCGUCACCUGGGUCACCAUGUGGGAGAUUUUCAUGAUCGUUAGCGGAGCUGUUCUGUUCUCGAGAGGUGUGGCAGGUCAAGACGUUACAGAUUCACCCUAUCGAGACUGGAGAGUGGACGGCUUUGUCAUCAGCAUGUUUGUUCUGUAAGUUCGCGUGUCCAGUCUGCGGGCAAUACGACUGAUUGUAUUCAAUCACUAGCUCUGACCUCUGUAUGGCCCGCCUCAGCUGCGGCAUGUUUUUCCUCUUCACCGGAUCGCUUUUUGCAACGCACACAUACAUGUACACCAUCAACAGCACAACUCUAGAACACAUGGCAUUUGAGAGGCACAAAGCGACAGAGGCGGCCUUGCUCGACGCCUACUUUUCCGAUCGAGGUCAAGGUGGCAAAGGCUGGCACCUCAAGGAGAAGCACGAGAUCAGGCAGGAAUGGAAUAGCCUGUGGGGGAGAGUAAAAAAGGAAGGCAACCUCUGGUGGCUUGAUGGCGCAUCACAUGCUCAUCAAAGUGAUGCGAGCGGAGCGGAAAAGAAGCAGACGUUCAGCACAGCUGCGAGAGAAGCCUCUCCUGCAUGGACAAACUUUAAGCAGGUCAUAGGCGAUGAGUGGUACGGCUGGCUUCGUGAGUUGCGAGUAUGCUAGCACCGCACAGCUCUGUGGACGAUUGAGCUAAUGCACCACUCCACUGCCCACUUCCUUUCACUCGAUGCCUCUGCCCUCAAAGUCCCGAUCGGCAAAUCUCCAUCGGAUGGGCGCGCCUUUCCUCAAAACCCCAGACACAGCGCUCUAGGGGUAUGGAGACCUAGGCGCCUAUGGCCCAAUGAUUGCAAAUAG